This is a messenger RNA of Nannizzia gypsea CBS 118893, 2523 nucleotides long. RefSeq lists its product as hypothetical. NCBI's taxonomy places the organism in Eukaryota, Fungi, Ascomycota, Eurotiomycetes, Onygenales, Arthrodermataceae. The record is from RefSeq and is a predicted model, not a curated record. Bases 1 to 2523 code for a protein of 840 amino acids. The transcript is spliced from 2 exons.
AUGGAGGCGAUUAUACUUGACGAAAGCAUGGAGCUGGCUCCUGAUACGGCCAGAUACUUUGAUCCCCAAGAUGAUAUCGAGAUAGAUCUAGAUGAGGUGGCCGCGCCGAACCACGACGUUGACGUGAUCGUUGAUGAUGCCUCUAUGGCCGGCUCAGAUCAUCCGGAGGCCACGAGAGGGACACAUGAAUCCGUAAGAGAUGCAGAUAUGAUAGACGAUGGUCACGGGGCCCAUCAUAUCGAAGGUAUUCACAAACGUGCCGAAGAAGAUUAUCAGUUCAUCAACGAUGCACUAGAUAUCGACCAUCAGUCCUACGAGAUGGAGGAUGAUUAUGAGGAGGAUAUCGAUGCUCCGAUCCCGGGCACAGGUGUAAUGGAACCUGAUGCACCUGCAAAUAGUGCACCUUCGGCUGAAAUGGCAGAGGAGGGUUAUCAUGGCCUUGAAAAUGAGCCCGCAGAGCGGGUUGAACCAAAUGGUCGGUCAGAUUUGCCCGAAGAGAACACACCAUUAGAGCCCAAGGAAGAGCGCGAAGAGGCUCAUAUGCCUCCUAUUGGGGAGCAAGAACAGAAUACCGAGGUUAAACUGGGUGAUGGCGAACCGGAGCACCUUAACAUUGCCUCCGAUGAACAGCUGCAAAAUUCAGAGGAUCUCGAGCAUGAAGAACAAAUCCACGAGGUAAAAUCCCAGGCUGAAGGCAUAGCUCCAGGGAAUGUUGAUGAAAACACCACAGACCAGGUAGACGAGGAAGCCGCUGUCCUCGGCAAGAAUGAAAUUGGCGCCCAUGAAAGCGGAAUUUCUAUGAUGCACAACGUUCAAGUCUUGUAUCAAGACAGUGAAAUUUCUUUAUUUCCUCCCAAAGAAGAUGAUCUAUCUGAAACAUACUUUCUCGAGGACGAAGCUUUGGCACACGAGCCCAUCGGAGAUUUGCUUAACGCCUGUCGAGUAGUCUUGGGGGAUCAUAUGGGAACGGAAGAGGAGCUGUACAUGGACAUAGAGUGUCUUGGGAUUCAUCUAACAGAGGCCACCCGUUCCCCUAUUUCAUUAUCACAGGUAGUUCAAGUGUAUCUUGACCUUUGCCGUAAUGAUGGAGACACCAACCCUGGUCCUCUUUACAUAACUCUUGCCACGCAACCAUCCUUUACCCAGAACUUUACCAAUCUUUCGGAGGCAGCUCAGUCUGGCAAAGGUCUAGCACAUGUUAGUAAAUGGGAUGAGUACGAGGACCAAAUAGUGUUUGAAGAGCAUGGAGCCACAGGCAAUCAACAAGAAGAAGAAGAACCAGAAAACACAGAAAGCAGAGAAAAGGUGGAAGAACCCGAAUUUUCUGUAGAAAAACCAACAACUCCCCAGAACCAUCCAGAAAUGCAACAUGAAGAGGGAAAUGAGGAGGAGGCUUACGCAAAUGAAGGUAUUGAAAUUAAUGCAAAUGAAACAGAAGAACAGGAAGCACAAGAAGUGCAACCUGUCCCUGCUGAAGUUACAGCUGAGGCCCCCGACAUCGAGGCCAAUCAGCUAGAGUUGGAAGAGGCUACCCACAAACGCUUUUCUCCCAAUGAAGGCGCCGAACAGGAGAUAACGGAGGAAAAUAUAGCUGCCGAACGAGUCGAAGAACCAAGUCAUGGAGGCGUGCAAGAAGAAGAAGAAAACGCUCAAUCCCCAGUUCCCGACAACGAAGAUGGCGAAUCUUCAGUACCUGAUCCCUCUAGAGAUACUAACACUGAGCCCACCCAUGAAAUUGUCGCAGAUGCCCGUGAAGAUUUUAUUGAAAUCGACCUGGAAGCGUUUGAUAAAGAGUCACACGUCGAUGAUGGCCAUGUGGAAGAUGACUCUAGUUAUCCUUCCCAUGAACAGGCUGCCGAACCUAGCACGCCAGAACCAAGCUACAACCCACUUGAGGUUGACGAAGAUAUAUUCAAGAGCCCCACUGCUGCUCAAUCAGAGUUACCCCAUGAGUCUUUCGAUGAUCAGGAUAUAGGUCGGUCAGACGUAACUGCCGAUCUGACUGAAAUACAUGAUGAGAACCAGGUAGAAAUCAUUCUACCUGCGGACCAGACCGGUGAUGGUCAACACACUUCUGCCGUCCCUGCAGAGGAAGACCAAGCCCAGGAUUUUAACACAAUAGAGGUUAUAGACUCUGCAACCGGGGAGACUCUAUCAGAGCCUCAUGUGGAGUCUAAAGAGCUAGAGGAGGACGUUGAAGAUGUCGUCUAUGCUGGCUCGGCAGAGUUGGAAGCAGACGGGCACUACGACGCUCCCGAAGACCAAGAUCUGGUUGACCUAGAAGAAGAACCCUACCAGACAGAGGUACUGGAUGGAGAAUAUUUAGGAGCCCACGAUGCGGCAGAGAAUCAAGAAGUGCCAGAGCCAGCGCUGGAGCCAGAGCCUGAAACCAACGGAACGGCCCUGAACGGCACGAAUUUCCGGGAACAGAGUCCGAAGGCUGGCAAGAGGCCUCGUGCGGAUGAUGAGUCGAUCAGCAUAUCAAAUCAAGUACCAGUGAUAAAGAAACCUCGCGCCGAAUAA